CUGGGUUACCAGAGCUUUAUGAUAGACAGGCCGUAAAUUAUCCAUAACUACGCCCACCGCUUUUAGAUAUUACAUUUGGGCGAAUAAGGCAUUCAUCAUGUCUUAUCAUAUAUACACAAAUCAAAGCGAUGAUGAGCAUUAUGCUGAUUAUAAUGAUGACUCACGUUCUAACAACUUUGAACAAAAUGCAUACGACAGCGAAGAAGACACUGAUGAUGCUAGUGAAACAGAGCUUAGAAAUAAUGGACGUAGUUACGGUUAUAGCGCUAGUCACAACUCUAACAGUAACAAUCAUGAACUAAAAGAGCAGAUGUACCAACAUAAAUUGGCCAGUUUACAAAAGCAACUAGAGGAGCUUAAACAACAUACACAUCCCGAAUAUAUCAGAAGGCUGAAAAAGUUGGAAUACCAGUUCAAGGAGAGGAUAAGAUUGAAUGAAAUUUACCGAGAUUACCUAAAAGAAUGCGUAGAAAGGGAUUACAUUUUAGAAAAGAAAGCCGCUGAAAAGGAAUAUGAAGAGAAAAAGGUUGAUCUUAAGGAUAAUAUACUUACCGAUUUCGAAGAGCGUCGUAAACUUAUUGAAAAUGAACGCUACAGUUUAGAAUUGACGAAUGAUUCCAUGGAGAUCAAGCCGACGGUGACGCGUAAAUUAAGAAGGCGACCAAAUGAACCUGUUCCAGUUGUGGAAAAGCGACGAAAGCCAACUACUGGCCAAUUAUUAGUUUAUAUGCUAGAUGAAAAGGAAAUUGAAAACGACUUGAAAAUCAUACAGCGUGGUAAGCCGUUAACACCCACUUUACAACAAAAUGGCAUUUCUUCUUAUGGUAGCAGCAAUCAUCAUCAGUCUUCAAUCAUUUCAGAAAAUGCUAAUCAAUACAUGGAUACCCGCAUAGAAGAUGGAAAAUUAUUAUACGAAAAACGUUGGUUUCAUCGUGGACAACAAGUUUAUGUAGAGGGAAAAGAUCUACCUAAAUUCGCAGCCACUAUAUCAGCAAUCGGUAAUGAAGUGGUGUGGGUUAAAAAGCCAAACGAAAGCAAAGUAAAAAUAAAUAUGUCUCAUCUGGCUAAGGGAAAGGUUACUAUAAAGAGACGUGCUAAUUGAUAUCGUUUUAUACCGAAGCAGCCAGUUCAGAUUUUGGUCAAUUCCGCGUCUCACAACUACUAAAUAAGUUAGGUGUUAAGAGCUUAAAUCUCAGG
This is a messenger RNA of Glossina fuscipes, 1197 nucleotides long. Its product is annotated as sin3 histone deacetylase corepressor complex component SDS3. Gene Ontology annotation, biological process: negative regulation of transcription by RNA polymerase II. The transcript has 8 exons. Bases 98 to 1102 code for a protein of 334 amino acids. Gene Ontology annotation, molecular function: histone deacetylase binding. The record is from RefSeq and is a predicted model, not a curated record. NCBI's taxonomy places the organism in Eukaryota, Metazoa, Arthropoda, Insecta, Diptera, Glossinidae. Gene Ontology annotation, cellular component: Sin3-type complex.